Messenger RNA from Blastomyces gilchristii SLH14081, 1546 nucleotides. Its product is annotated as 3-hydroxyanthranilate 3,4-dioxygenase 1. The transcript has 2 exons. Gene Ontology annotation, cellular component: cytoplasm. The coding region runs from base 264 to 842 and encodes 192 amino acids. The record is from RefSeq and is a predicted model, not a curated record. Lineage: Eukaryota; Fungi; Ascomycota; Eurotiomycetes; Onygenales; Ajellomycetaceae. Gene Ontology annotation, molecular function: iron ion binding; 3-hydroxyanthranilate 3,4-dioxygenase activity. Gene Ontology annotation, biological process: 'de novo' NAD+ biosynthetic process from L-tryptophan; quinolinate metabolic process.
GGGAGACAAACCUCCGAAUUUCAUAGAUAUAACAGAGUUGGAUCUGGAAAAGCAGCAACAGAAAUUUGACAUGGCCAAAAACUGCCUUUGACUCAGUGCGAAUUGCAUCUCUGUCUCCUGGAACUGAGAUCUCACUGCCCGUACAUAAAUCGAAAUCGAUCGCCAACUCCUGACCUAUUCCACUCCUUUCUUUACACAACCCAACCCUCCGUUUGCCCGCAUCGGACAUUGCGGGGGAUCCGCACUCCAAGCUACCAGCUACAAUGCUCCCGCCAGCGCUCAACCUGCCGCAAUGGCUCUCCCAAAACGCCCACCUCCUCCAACCCCCCGUGAACAACUACUGCGUCUACCACCCUUCCUCCCCCGCCACCGAGGGCUACACCGUAAUGGUCGUCGGCGGCCCCAACGCGCGCACAGACUACCACAUCAACAGCACGCCCGAAUUCUUCUACCAGCACCGCGGCGCCAUGCUCCUCAAAACCGUCGACACAACCACCGCCCCGCCGACCUUCCGCGACAUCCCCAUCCACGAAGGCUCCCUGUUCCUCCUGCCGGCAAACACGCCGCACUGCCCCGUGCGCUUCGCGGACACGGUGGGUAUUGUCGUCGAGAUGCCGAGGGCGGCCGGGGCGGAGGAUGUCAUGCGGUGGUACUGUGGCGGGUGCAAGGGGGUGGUUUGGGAAAAGAGGUUUGUGUGUACGGACCUGGGCACGCAGGUUAAGGAGGUUGUGGAGGAGUUUGCGGCGGAUGAGGGGAAGAGGACAUGUGGGGGCUGUGGGAAGGUGGCGGCUGUAAGGUAUGCGGAGGGGGAGGUGGUGCAGCCGGGGAGGUUUCCGGAGUGAACGACGGGGGGAUUGGGGUUGCGGAGAUAGGUAGGUUUGGGAAGAAAAGGGGAGGGGGAGGUGGUUGUCAAGAUUUAUCAGAUCAGCCGGCUGAUUGAUAUUUUCGUUGGUUAUGAUGGGCCGUGAAAUCGAAGUUGAAGUCCCAAGUCUAUGAAUUUCUAUUGCUAUACCCCGUUCCGCAACUUUUUGAACUUUACUAAACUUAUCUGUAAGUUGUGUUUAUUUCCAUUAUUAUGUUGGAAAGGCAACACACUUUUGGACUUUAUAAUCUUGGAAUGUUCCGUCCGACCUAAGAAUCACUCGUUAGGAGGAAUACAUCAUGGGAGAAAGGCGGCAGCAACGAGUAAAUAGUAGUUAAAGAAGAACCUUAGAUGGAAUGAAUUGGAUAGCUUUCGCACUGAUGCUGUAAAGUUGGGAUAUACCAUUGGAGCUAGGUCGGGAUGCCCGAGAACGUAACUUGGGAGAAGACGGCUGAUGCUUAGUCCAACACUAAGAUAUAUUCCGAAGGUUUGGUAUGUGAUAGGACAUGAAAGAGCCGAAGGGUUGUUGGGGAAAGCUAGCGAUGGGUUGGUAUUAUAUAUACAAAUAUAUAGAAAAUAGGGCAAGGAAUUACAACAGAUUGUAUAGAACAAAAAAGGAAAGAUAAUAGAAAAAUAAUGAGAAGGGAGAGGAAAAAAUGAAAUAGAAAGAUAGAAGAACAGAGA